AUGCAUCCGAAGAAAUGUGUUGAUGUGGUAUGUUAUAUUUUUUUACAACAUAAUGAUCAUAAUGUUGUAUCAAGUUCAUUGGAAACACAUGAAAUUAUACUUAAAUAUUCAAAUUUAUUUGAUUUUGAUCAAUUAUUAAUUUCAACCCCAAUUGGAUCUAUAGAAGAAAUUCGUGUCAGUGAAGCCUUAAAAACAGAUAUUACAUAUCUUUUAUCUUUAUGUGAACAUGGUGAUCUACAUUUACGUGGUGCAUGUGCAAGUUUACUUGCUACAUUAAUUCAAACAACAAUUCAUCUUUUAUUAAACAAUGUUCACUUGCAUGCAUUUACAAUCAUAGGAAUUGAAUUAUUAGAAAAUUCUAUUCAACAUACUACAAGUUCCUGUAUUCUUGCUAAAUUUGCUCUAGCUCAACUUAUGGAUGAUAUUGAUUUUCGAAUAUUAACUUAUCUUGAACAACAAUUAAAACAACAGUACCCUGAUAUACGUGUUCGUCAAGCAAUUGCUUCGACUUUUGUUAAUCUUAAAAAAUAUAUUAAUAGAAGUGAAAGUGAUUUUCAAGCUGCUGUACUCAAUUUACUUGUUCAAUUACUUUUAAUUCGUCAUUUUAUUUAUUGUAUUGCUGAAUUUCUUGUUAUGUUCUCACAUGAUACACUUCAUUCAAAACAAGUUAUUAAAAUACAAGAUUUAAUAAAACAUUAUGAUUCAUUAUUAGCAAGUGGACAUGAACCUGAAACACAUACUUUGGCAGCAUUAGAACCAGUUUUAUAUGAUUUUUUUUCUUUUAUUGUUAAUAGUGUUCAAAUUGAAGAUGAUAAAUGGGAACGUCUUUCACGACAAAUUGUCGAUUUACUUCUUGCUCAUUUACCAUCUCAGUUAAUGGAACAUGAGAUGAAAUUUAUUGUGCAAGCAUGGUGGUCACCAAUAUUAACACCAUCAUCAUUAAUAACACAUUUAUCUAUAAGUAGUCAAUUACAAUCUUAUUGUGAUUUAAUAUAUCAUCAUGAAUUAUAUGUUGAACAUUUUAUAUCAAUAACAACACAUUAUCAAUUAUUAUUAUUAUUUUUUAUUUGA
This is a messenger RNA of Rotaria sp. Silwood1, 1071 nucleotides long. Lineage: Eukaryota; Metazoa; Rotifera; Eurotatoria; Philodinida; Philodinidae. The record is from the annotation of a GenBank genome assembly.